Molecule: messenger RNA, 6615 nt
Organism: Linepithema humile (Argentine ant)
Lineage: Eukaryota; Metazoa; Arthropoda; Insecta; Hymenoptera; Formicidae
Source: RefSeq, a predicted model, not a curated record
AUGUAUUUUUUGAGAGGUUGGCUUUAUCUCGCGACGUAUGUUCUUUUGAUCUUUUUGACAGUGUCGAAUAUACAUGCAGAGAUCGAAGCAAGCGGAGAUCAGGGAUCAACAUGGAUUUGCGAUCUGAAUUCCUCCAAUAAGACAAAGCUGAACGAUCUAAUACUGAAGCCAAAUCGUUCGUACGAACUCAAGGAUGGAAGUGUCAUUGAAUUCGGAAAGGUAUCUGCGGUUUAUCGCAAAUGUCGUUCGACAAAUGACAUGGUCAUACCAGAAACGCCCGCUCCGGCAAGGCAAAAAGGAACGGGUACAAUAAUUCCGAAUACACCUGACUCAUCGUUUAACAAUUCAUCCGCUGUGGACAGCGACGGAUCUAUUAUUCUUGGUACUCAAGGAGACGAGGAAACCGGUAUCUUUCGCCAGCCGCUAAUUCCACGACAACGUCAAUCCAACAUCAGUAAACAGAAUUCCUCCAUCGUUUCCUGCAAUAAUGAGAGCGACGAUUCGCAAAUCGUGCUGCAUACGUCGGAUACUAACGUUGAUGAAAAUCAGGGAACUAAUAUAUUCGAUAUGGAAACACAGAAUUUCGAGAAAGGACACAGUAUGGUGUCAGACUCCAUUUAUGAUGUAGAGACGCAAAAAUUUUCCACGGAUGCAUCCGAGCAUUCCGUUGAAGCGAAUACUAAAGCUAGCAAGCAAUUUUCCAAACCGGACGUGCAAAAUAAAACAACUGGCAAUUCUGCGACGGAUAUUCACGAUUUGGAAACACAAAUUUAUAUGAGCGAUAUUAGCGAACUGGAGACUCAAAGAAGCAAGGAGAAUAUUGAAAAGGUAACAGCGAAGAAGCUUACGACAAAUAUUUAUGAUGUAGAAACGCAAAACUGUAUCAGUGAUAGUGACAAAGGUGACAUUGAGGUUCAAGAAUUCAAGAAUGAUAAGAAUAAAAGCCGGGAGGGAAAUUUAGAUCAAAUUGAGCACAAUAUUGACAAUUUGGAGACGCAGAGAUUAAAUAAUAAGCGUAUCACGGAGGAUAUAUCUGACAUGGAAACUCAACUCGAAUUGGACGGCACUACAAAUGCAACGAACGAUAUAUCGGAUCAAGAAACUCAACUUCAAACAAAUGACGAACAAGCUGAUAAGGACAAAAAUAAGGAUAAUGCAGUAAAUACUAUUAAAAGUGGAACAAGUUACGAGAAUAUGGGAUUAUUGAGAUCUGGAUCUAGCAGUCCCAGAUCUUUGAACUUAUCCUCACCAGGAAUCGAUGAAGACGCCCCUUCCUCACCGUUAAACCAAAGCGGACAUUUGUUGGAAUCGUCGGAUUUAUUGGAAUUUUUUGCCGAGGGCAUCGAUAAAUCAGACGAAGUGCAAACCUGUAACGCCGUAUCCACGCCGAAAUCGCGAGCAAAAGCAUCGUCUGGAACAGAAAAUAGCUCCGGAAACAGAUCAAAUACACCGGACAGUAAAGACGAGGACGAUGUGGAAAACAUCUUCGAUGCUCCCACUCAACUCGUCAAUCCCAAGUUCGAAACUUCAGCAUUGAAAGAUGCCGACAAGGAAGACACGUUUGCAAUGCGUAACCUGCCGCAGAAGAAGCGCGAAACGUCUCGAUCGAAGCAAACUGACGAUGAUUCAGAAACGGAUGCAGAGGAAUAUAUAGAAGAGCUCGCUAAGAAGGAGCGGGAAUCCUCGAACAACGAAAGUGCGAGUAAGAAAAAUGAUCCAGGCACGAGCGUCGAAUCUGAAGAUAUGUUCGACGUACCUACGCAACGAUUUAACGACCGCGUGAUCGAUGAUACAUCAAAUUCGUCAAUCAAUCGAUUAUCAAAUAUGAACGAAACCGACGUUGUUGACAACGCCGCACAUGAUCAAGACAAACGGACAGACAUUUCUUCGAUGGAUAUUGAUGACAUGAAAGCGACUCAACUUAUUUUACCACAAAAAGCUUCAGACUCUCCAUCAAAAAAUAAUCAAAAUGACGUGGAUGAUAUGGCACCUACGCAAAUUAUUAACGCGAAUAUUAAUGCGCCAAAGUCAAUUAUUGCGUCAGAAAAUCUUGAUCAGGAAGAUAUAGAUUACGAAAUGGCACCCACUCAAAUAAUCGGUGAAGAGCGAAGAAAUUUCGAGCGCGAGAAAACCGGUAAGUCUUCCAAUGUGAAUCUAAAUGACACGAUAGAACAAAAUCUCAACGAAAUGUUUGAUGAUAUAUGUAGCGAGAAUAUCCACGAAUCCCAACAGAUGUCGACUCAGAACUUGGAAAAAAUUCUAGAUUCAUCGGCAUCCGAUAACGAUUUAUCUACCACUGCCGCAGAUAAGGUGCUACAAACGAGAUUAAGAAAGAAGAAACACGCAUCCUACAGUCAGUCUUCGCGUAAUUCAUCUGGUAUUAAAACGAACGCUGAUAACAAUGUAGACACUGAUUCACAGAAUUCGGAUACUCUUUUUAUCACUACAAAACGGAAGAGAAAUAUCAUAAAAGAUACGCAGGAGCUCGUAGAAUCAAUGGAAGACACGCCGUCUGAAAACGCUAAUUCUUCACACAUGUCGAAGGCGGAUAAUGAGAAGACCGAAGAUAAUAGUGCAGCUACGAGAUCUAGCAAGAGAAGGAAGAGGCUGCCGAAAUUGAAAAACAAAUCCGAUACGGAUCCGACGUUAAACGACGAUGACAUAAGCGACACGAGUGAGACCAAGAAAACAAAUCUUCGAAGAAUGAGAUCGAUGAAACCAAGCGAUGGAGCUACGAGCGAACGAGUCUUGGAAAAACAUUCGAGCAAAGUCGCCGCCGAUGACGCAGAAAACUCCACGACUGAAUCGAAUAUUUAUGCACCUUGCCCGUUGAGAAAUGGACAAGGUGUGGAAAUAUCAAAUGCAUUCUUCGAGAAUGACGAUGACAUUCUAUCACGCUUACCAGCUGUUAGAAUAUCAGGGACACUCUCGAAUCCGGGGAGUCCUUCUGCGUCAUCGACAUCGACUGUGCACACUGUAAGAUCCAAGCAGAGAGUCACAAAAGAUAGAAAUAAGAAAAAAUCGAAGAAAUCACUGCGCAAGCAAAGCGUCGAGGACUCUGAGAAAGAUAAAGAUUUGAAUGAGGUAAAAGGUGAAGCAUCAAUCCCGCUGCUCGACAAUUCAUCGAGUCUUGAGACUCGGAAGAGCAAGAUAUUGAAUCCUGCGGAUUCCUCCGAAGACUCGGACUGUGACUUGAAUAUACGAUUCAAACAAGUUGCCGAGAGAAUUCUGACUAAACAGCCGAGUUACCAGAAAUCGCGGAAUAAAGGAAGUAUACAAAAUGCGAGCGACUCCGCCGUGCCUGACGAGAAAAGAAAUAUGCGCACUUCUAACGUAUCGAAGAAUCCGAAGCAAAAUGCUGAUGCUGACGCUGAGUCGACAAAUCUUCGGCGGGCCAGUUCAAGAUUGACGCGACAAAAUGACGAGAGUUCGCGUGCUUCUAAGGAAGAAGAUUCCGCGGAAAGAACAGCUGCGAAAUUUAUAAAGUCAGAAACGAAGUCUGUUGUUAGACGAAAGAGAGGUUUGAACGCGACGGAAGAAAAUGUAGAAGAUACUAAUCUGAAAAAGCGAAAAGCAAAUCAAGUUAUCGAGGAGAGUGCAGUGUCUACGCGCGGUCGAAGAAGCGUAAUGAAAGCCGCUGACAGGCAAUUCCCAAAUAAUCUUGAGUCCGCUAAAAGCAACUCGCGCGAAAAUUCACCGGUAAUUGAGAGUACGAAAUCUUCCAAAGAUAGCCAGGCAGUAUCUAAAGCUGCAGCGGUGAUUGAGAGUCAAAAGGUUGUCUUAAAUCCGAAAACAGAUGAGAACGCCGAUUCCGGGAGAUCCAACGUUAAACGAACCAGGCGUAAAAUUAAUGAAAGUCAAACUACUGCAAGCACUAGUGCGGAUGAAAAUAGCAGCAAAAAUAAGCAAAUCCAAACUAAAGAAGAGAAAACAAAUUUAAGUCUAAUAAGAAGCAAGCAUUUGAAGAUUGUGCUUAGUCCUGUAAAAAUCCCUAUGACGAGCUCUGUACGAGACGAAUCGCAAGAAGUGGAGAUGAUCAUGGGAACAAUUUUGAGUGACGUGCACGACAAGAAUUUAUCGAUUAGAGAAAGCAGCAGCGCGAAGAUAUUUAAAAAAGAAUCGAGAAUUGGACGCAGGAACCGAGCGAGCGCGGAUAUCAAAACUGAUUCAACUUUAACUGAGAGCAGCGUGUCAUCUGAUGUAGACGACUCUGAUAAUUGUGCGCCGAAAGCUAAACGCGGAAAACUCACAAAAAGUUCAGUUCCUUCACAAACAAGAGCGCGAGUCUCGGAAAAGAAAGAAAUAUUUAAGAGACCCACUCGUGCCAAUAAGACUUCAAUUCUUGAUUCCUCCAUGGAAAGUACGACAGACAGAGAUAGUCUAUGCAGUUCAAGAAGUGACGUUUCGUCGAGCUCCAGAGCUUCACGAUCGAGAACAGCGGGUGCCAGAAGAAAAGAAAAGAUCGGGAUGCAUCAAAGUAGCCCUUCGGACGACAGUCGUCCUUCUUCAAGAAUGAAUACGAGCCUGGAAACCACAUCUCCCGUUUCAGUGUCUUCCAGAACGCGUAGAAGCAUGUCCAUUUUGAGUAAUUUGACACCAACCUCAACGCGACACCGGAUCUUAUUUACAGGUAUAACGGAAGAUUACAGCAAAAUUGUCAAAACAUUAGGUGGAAUCAAAGUGGAAGAACCGGCAAAGUGCUCCGUUCUGGUCACUGAUAAAGUUCGCAGAACGUAUAAAUUCUUGUGCACGCUAGCGCAGGGCGUGCCUGUAGUAUCAAUCGACUGGUUAAAAGACAGUGAAUCGGCAGCACGAUUCUUAGAUUGGGAGGGUUACAUAUUGAAAGAUCCCGCAGCCGAAGCUAAAUUCGGUUUCAGAUUAAGAAAGAGUCUUGAGAAGGCUAAGGAGAAAAGAUUACUGGACGGCUACACCGUCGUACUGACGCCGGGCGUUGCGCCACCACCUGUACAAGAAUUAAAAGAUAUGGUAAAGUCUUCCGGAGCGAAGGCUCUGUUACGUCCGCCAGCCAAAUGGUCUGAAAGAACGGUGAUAAUAUCUCGUGAGGAAGAUUUGUCGAAUGCAAGAAAAUUUCUCGCAAAAGCACCGAAAGCCAUUACUAUACAAUCUACGGAAUUUAUUCUAACUGGUAUUCUAAGACAGGAAAUGGAUUUUGAUAAAUUUAGAUUAAUGUAAGUACGAGUAAAUUUUCAACUAUAUGUAUUAAUAUCGUAUGUAUCAUCGCGAUAUUCGGAUAUUUGUUUAUUAUAUUAAUUACAAUUAUCGGUUACAAAGGCUAGUCCAUGUUGGCACCAUUAGUCACAUUUCUCAUAAAUAAAAAUUGGUGCAAUCAGAUUAUAAAUUUUUCUUCUAAUCUAUGAAUAUUUUAAUAGUGUCCGUUUUAACGACAUCGUUUUACAUUUCGGAUAUUCCAAAGUAGUACAAAAUUUUAAUAACUUUUUAAAAUUAUAUUUUAUAUCAUAUAAAUUGUCAUUACCGAUUCUUCUGAAUUUUAUUUUAUAUAUUUAUACAUAAUAUUGAGAUGUAAUAUUAUGUAUAAAUACAAAAAAAUUCGGAAAGAAUAAAAAAAUAUUCUUUAUGUACUAUUCAACCCCAUCUAUUAAUAAUUUAAGAACGUUUUAUUUAAAAGAUAUCAGUCCAGUGUUGGAAUUUAUUAGUUUUAAUACAAAUUAUUCGCGAAUUCAAUGUAUUCUUUAACUUUAUACUUUAAUAAAAUAUGUAUACGAAAUAUGCUUGUAUAGACAAUGACACACAAGUGCAUUCUCAUUAACUAGAAAUCUUUAUUUCCGUUUUACUUUUCUUCAUAUAAUCAUUCUGAUGCUUAUAUUAAUACAUAAUAAUAGGCGAUUUCUUCGCGCGAAAACUUGAGAUAUAUUUCGUAAUUCUGUUGAAGUAUCACUGAUCACAGUACGCGAGAGUUGCGUUCUGAUUAAACAUUCUCGAGUUGACUCGAAUUGUUGAACGUAGCUCCAUUUAUGCGUGUGCUUCGCUGCAGUACGCGGCAAUAUGACAAUUUCCGUUUGCAAAAAUGAAUAGCAAAAGUCGCGACAUUUAUCGUUCGCUCAUUUCAAACAUGAUUGUUUACUCAUCUCGAAAAUAACUGCUCAUACGCGACGUACGCAGAAACACACGCAUAAAUGCUCUACAUUAGCGAUUUACUUAACAUUUAUUAUAAAUCUAAUAUAAAUCAUAUAAACAAAAAAAAGAAUUUAAGAAGUCAUAACUUAUUAAUAUAUAGCACACGCAAAAGAUCAAUAUGGUAUUACCAUACUAUCCCUAUACAAAAAGAAAAAAAAUGUCAUGCAAACUCCAGAUUCAUGCGAAGUAAGCAGUAGUCGAAGUACGCGAUAUAUAUUAUUUUGUACUUUUAUAAGUAACGUGAUAUCCGUGCUAUCGACAUAAAUGAAAAUUAUAAAAGCACGAGCUACCGUGCCGACCUUACGUUGGAUAAGAACCUAUGGCUAAAUGCAUUUUCGACAUUAAAGAGUGUUAUAUAUAUAUUUUUUUUUUAUUCCGGUCGUCUUAGGCGGAAGGUAAGUCUUGUGAGAUGAGAUCUAACUCGACAACGCCUGCCGCGAAGAUAGGAACGUGCGUAAU